AGUAAAGUGCCAUUAGUGCCCCCUUGUGACUUUAAGAGGUAUUACACUGAUUUAUCAGUAUUCCCCUUUAACGAUCCCUUUAACAGUGUUAACAGUAUUGACAGGACGCAGUUCAAAGCACGGACAUUCCUCGCUGUUGUUGUUUUCUACUGAGUGCGUUCAUAUACAAGUGAGUGAUUGUGUUUGUUAUUCAUAUUUAAAUUGCUGUAUUUGAAGGCAUAAGUUUGUGUUUUAUCUAAUUUCUCAUUCUAAUUAUUUAUUUGCGCCAUACUCAUUGUGUAUUGCAUCAUCCAUAUAUGGCGCUAGCGCUAGUAAUGCAUACGAGAUACGGUUAUAUAGCGAUAUUGGUGUAUAAUAUCGUAAACUUAGUCACUUUGGGUUUGUGUAUGUUAUUAUUUACUGAAUAAGUGAGAUUGUUUGUGGUAUUUAAGCCAUAAUUAACGGUUCUUCUGAGCUCAAUUGCCAAAGAAUGUCAUGCUAUUUCCACAAGUGCUAAUCUAGUCAGAACAUGUCUGAAACGAUCUUUAUAUCACUAAUUUGCUAAUAGGCUAUAUUGCUAUUUUGUUUAAGUAUAGAUAUUAUGUAUAUGUAACAGAGUGAAUUCAUAUUUCAUUACUAAUUGGUUCUUGUUAUUUCUGUUUGUUUAGAACCACUCACUCACUCACCCACUCACUCAUAUUAAGUUACACUCCAAACUACCCUGUACUACUCUGCCAUACUCUCUGCUGCCUGUACUACAAUCAUCCACUCAACUAAAUUCAAGAACUGUAAAUGCUCUACAAGUCUGAAAUCAUUAAAGUGUACUUCGUCUCUGACCCGGACGACUUAUGUCUGCUCAAUUUCCACCAGCACCCACAAUAGACACCUGGUCCUUCGAGCCGGAUUGAAGAGCUGCCAUAUGAAAGAUGCAUCACAGUGAUCCAGAUCAUAGACCUGACCUUCCUGAGCCUGCAGUCAGACCCAGACGAGUGGUGCGGCUCCCUAGUUACCUGUCAGAUUUCGAGCUCACUGAUCAUUUACGAAGAUUACAGUCAAGACAGAAAGUAGAUACUUAUUCUGAAAUGAGUGAUGAUUCAGAAAAUCAAGGAGCGACUACAGCCAAGCUCACCAACACCUUCACUGAGUAUGGAACAGGUAGGCAGCCAUGGCAGCCGCUGACAGAGUGGAGUCACAGUAGAGAGUAUGAACAACAGCGAGCACCUACUUCACACAUUCCUGAGCUGUCAUCACAAGUUCUAGCAGAAUUCCAGCAGUUGCGGAAAGAGACAGAGGAACUAAGACGUCAUUCCUAUGAGCAGAUUCAGAGACUGAAAGAGAAGAACGAGGCCCUGGAAACUCAGUUGAGCCUACAUGCAAUGAGUGAUCGACCCAGUCAGUAUCCACAGAGGACAUCUUCCCCUGUUCCUCAACCCCGGGCCAAUAUUCCGCCUGUCACUACAGAUGCCAGGCUAUCCCUCUGCCUAGAUCCAAGCUACCUCCUAGACCGAUUGAGAGUGCAGCAGAUUCACUCAAACAAGAUCGACUACAUGACUUUGAACAGAGGCUUCGGCAGCUGGAGAUGAUAUCACCGGCAACUCAUGCACGACCCUCACAGCACCAGUCCUUUCCCCAUAGAUCUAAUGACAGAGCUGAUGAUCGAAGUAUUGGCUACAACUCAACCCAGUUAAGGCUUCCAUCCAAUCAAGAGAGUACGUAUAGGGGACCAGCUCCAACCAUCCCAAACUUUGUGAAGCCAGAUCCGAGAGAGUUUUCCCGCCUGCGCAUCGCUUUGGAGAACAUUCUGCCAGCAGACGCUACAGAGAGAUUUAAGUACCAGAUCCUCGUUGAUCACCUUAAGUUGGAGGAAGCUCUGUUGAUUGCAGACUCAUAUUGCAACUCAUUAUACCCCCUUCACAGAUACAAUGGAGGCACUUAACCAACAGUACGGACAGCCUCACCAGUUGGCCCUUCAGAGAAUAGCCGAGCUUAUGGAUGGUCCAAACAUCAGCCAAGGUGACGUGAGAGCCUUCAGAAUGUUUGCAUUGAAAGUUCGUUCUUUAGUUAGUAUGCUUCAGCAGCUGGGAAAUAAAGGCUACAUGGAGUUAGAGUGCAGUUCCCAUGUAUCAAGACUGUUGUGUAAGCUUCCACAUGAUCUGCAGACUAGUUUUAGACGGUCGGUCCAUCCCCAACAAGUUCCCAUCCCUACCUUGCUCGAUUUCUCAGCAUGGUUAGAAUUCGAGCUGCAAGUUCAAGAAGAAAGUGCAUUGGAUACAAUCGCACAAGAGAUGUUGGCGGUGUGGACGAACCCAUCAAGCCGCACAGUGUAACCUUAAGACACCCUGCAAAAGUUGUAAUCGCUGCCAUCUGUACGUCCUCCAUGAGGUUAACGAUCGAUUCUUUGUGAAAACACCUGAGACACCUAAGGUUGGACCCUCAGAGAAUUGCUUGGUGAACACGACUACAGAGACACUGUAUCUUGAUCGGCCCACCGGCAGUCGACGUGUCUUACUAAAGAUCUGUAAAGUACUCCUCCGAAAUGGCAAUCAGUGCUUAGAGACGUACGCUCUCUUGGAUGACGGGUCCGAACGCAUCAUCCUCCUUCAUUCAGCGGCCCAGCAGCUUGGAUUGACUGGUCGACCCGAAGAGCUUGUUCUACUUACAGUCAGACAAGACCUUCACAUCCUGCAUGGUGCUUCAUUAACCUUCACAGUGUCACCAGCUUCCCAACCCAAGGCUUCAUUUAAGAUUCGUCAAGCCUUUACAGCUGAGACAUUGGGAUUAGCUGAGCAUACAUAUCCAGUCGAUGAGUUACAACGCAAGUAUAGACACCUACAAGGUCUACAGUUGCCACCUGUUGAAUCAGUCCAACCGCUCUUCCUUAUAGGGUCAGAUUACCCGCAUCUCAUAACUCCAGUAGAGCCUGUUCGUCUAGGCCCACCUAACGGUCCUGCCGCUAUCAAGACCAGAUUAGGCUGGACCCUGCAAGGUCCCACUCAAGAGAUCAAGCAUUGCCUUGCCAGCCAGCAGUGUCUCUUUACGGUUACUUCAAGCUCGUAUACCAACCUGUACCGACAAGCUGAGAAAUUGUGGCAACUAGAUGUGCUCCCGUACCGUAGUGAGAAGCUCAUUACCCGCUCUAAGCAAGAUCAAGAUGCCCUUUCACUGCUCGAGGCCAAGACUACUAGAGUUAUAGUAGAUGGAGUAGCCAGAUAUGCCACACCCUUAUUAAGAGUGAAGGAUAUGCCUCUCCUGCGAGCAUCCCCAGAUACCACUCUGCUUUGUCUCCGAGGAAUUGAGAGGUGAUUAUUCAGAGAUCCAGCACAAGCAGCAGCCUACAAGUUGGAGAUGAACAAGUUGAAAGAGGCAGGAUAUGCACAAGUGAUACAUCCUGAACAAUUGGAGCAAGCUGAGGAGUCAUGGUACAUUCCCCACCAUAUGACACAUCAUAACGGCAAAAACAGAGUCGUCUUCAACUGUUCAUUCCAACACGGAGGGAAAAAUCUUAACCAGUUGCUUCUUCCUGGUCCAACACUGGAUCCUUCUCUGAUGUCUGUCCUCCUGAGGUUCCGUCCACACACUGUUGCCUUGAGUAGCGAUAUUCGGGGCAUGUUCCAUCAGGUGUGACUGCUACCAGAGGACCGCCCACUGCUACGAUUCCUCUGGAGAGACCUCAAAAGAGAUCAGCCCCCCCAAGUUUAUGAAUGGCAAGUUCUUCCGUUUGGGACAACAUGCAGCCCUUGCUGCGCAACUUUUGCCCUCCAAAAGCAUGUCAUCGACCACAGUCAGCCAGGCGAAGAUGUCAGAGAAAGUAUAGAGAAAUACUUUUACGUAGACAACUUCCUCCAGAGUUUCCAUACCCAAGAAGAAGCCAUGGCACUGGCAUCUAAGUUGCGAGACCUCCUAGCCACAGGAGGAUUUGAUCUAAGACAGUGGGCCAGCAAUGUCCCUCAAGUACUGGACUCUAUCCCAUCAGAAGCCAAGUCAAGUAACUUAGUAUUGUGGCUGACCCAAGAGCAACCAGAAGCACAAGAGUCAGCACUUGGACUACUCUGGCACUGUACAUCUGACACACUGUCAUACAAGUAUCGCCCCAUUGAAAGCUCUGCCCCUACUAUGCGUCAUAUUUACAAGGUUCUAGCCAGUCAGUAUGAUCCCCUGGGGUACAUUGUCCCUUACACUACGAGAGCUAAAGUCUUAGUCCAGCGUCUGUGGGACAAGAAGAGGGAAUGGGAUGACCCUCAACUUCCAGAAGAACUGCUCCUAGCCUGGCAAACAUGGGAGCAAGAGUUACCAAACAUCACGCAAAUCUUCAUUCCCAGAUGUUAUGUCACUUUAAAGUUGGAUAACCCCCUGAGUAUCAGAACUCUACACAUUUUCUGUGACGCUUCAGAGCAAGCUUAUGGCUCAGUAGCCUACAUCCAAACCCUCAGUCCUCAAGGAGAAAAGGAGAUAGCUUUCUUGACUGCCCGUUCCAGAGUUUCUCCAAAGAAACAACAGUCCAUACCUCGUUUUGAGUUGUGUGCCGCUAUGACAGGAGCACAACUAGCCAAAUUACUGAAGACAGAGCUCAGUGUUCCCAUACAUCAGGUCACGCUCUGGUCAGAUUCCACCACUGUGCUGGCAUGGAUUCAAAGGGAUUCGUGUCGAUAUAAAGUCUUCGUCGGAACGAGAAUUGCAGAAAUACAGGAGUUAACAGACCCCAAGGAUUGGCGUUAUGUUGAUUCCAAGUUUAAUCCGGCUGAUGACAUCACUAGGGGCAAGACCUUGGCCGAGUUAGCCAAGUCAAGCCGAUGGAGUCAAGGCCCAUCAUUCCUUCACCUGCCUGCAGAUCAGUGGCCUCAGAGUCCUCUCCUACAGCUACCCACUGAAGAUUCAGAGCUGAAGCAGGUCACAUUCUGUGGACUUACAGUUCCUGUCACCAACCCAGAUUUGCCUGACUGCACUCAAUUUGGAUCUUAUAAGGAACUACUAGCAGCUACAACUAGAGCCUUGCAUGGGGCGGCUACCCCUACUGAAGUGCUAACAGCUGAGGAUUAUAGAAAAGCCGAACUAACCCUCCUUCAUCAAGCACAAAUCCAUAGUUUCCCAAUCGAAAUGGCUCAUCUUAAGUCAGGAAAACCUCUACCAAUGAACUGUCGUCUUUUGUGCCUUGCCCCAGAGUAUGACAGCAGUACCCACCUCAUCAGAGUUGGAGGUCGUCUCCGAAGAACAGAGCAGUUAGAUGAAUCCGCCAUACACCCUAUAGUCCUCGACCCUAAGCAUCCCCUGAGCAGACUCAUCAUCCAGGACUUUGAUGAAAUUCUACACCAUCCAGGAGCAGAAAGAGUGUUUGCUGAAAUACGUCGUAAGUACUGGAUACUGAGAGGCAGAGAAGCUAUUCGGCAUCACCAGAGAACAUGCUUAGGCUGUCAACAAUGGAGAGGCCAGCCCAGCAUUCCCAGGAUGGCGGACUUGCCUCCUUCAAGACUGCGUUUACUUCAACCACCCUUCUACUCUACAGGAGUGGAUUGUUUCGGCCCUUACCUCAUCAAGAUUGGGCGCAGACAUGACAAACGAUGGGGUAUCAUAUUUAAGUGUCUAACAACAAGAGCUGUAUACCUGGACCUGCUCUAUCAGAUGGACACAGAUUCAUUCUUAAUGGCCCUCCGAAGAUUCAUCUCUCGUAGAGGCAAGCCAUUUGAGAUCAUCUCUGACCAAGGUACAAACUUCAGAGGUGGCAAGAAAGCACUACAGGAAGAUUUUGCUGUGCUCCAUCCUUCCCUCCAGGAGCAAUUAGCAAGCCACCAGAAUAGUUUUAAGUUCAACCCCCCAGGUGCCUCACACUUUUGGGGCUGUUGGGAGAGAGAAAUAAGAUCCCUAAAAUCAGCUCUCUGUUCUAGUAUAGGGGAUCAAAUUGUAACCGAGGAAGUACUGCGUACUGUGCUUGUUGAGAUUGAAGGCAUUCUCAAUUCGAAGCCAAUCGGAUAUACAUCUUCAGACAUAGCAGACCUUGAUCCAGUCACUCCCAACAUGUUGCUCAUGGGGCGGCCUGACUCAUCCUUGCCACAAGUAGUAUACCCUGAAUCAGAGUUGCUGAACAAACGGAGAUGGAGACACAGUCAGCUUCUGGCAGACCAAUUCUGGAGACGUUUUCUCAGUAACUAUCUCCCAGACCUCCAAGUCCAACAGAAAUGGCACCGAGAGGCAGAGAAUCUACAACCAGGCACAGUUGUCAUGAUUGUUGAUCAUCAAUUACCCCGAGCUCAAUGGCCAGUUGGACAAGUAACAAAAGUGUUUCCUGGGGAAGAUAGGCGAGUCAGGACUGCAGAAGUGGAAGUCAAGAAUAAGACCUAUCUUCGUCCCAUCAGCCGGCUAAUCAGCCUCCCAGCUUUACCAGAUUGAGUACUCUUUAGUACUACCCCUUUAACAUACUUGAUGCCUUACCUAAGUGCCUUAUCCAAAUUACACAUUUCCACAGCAAAUGUGGGGGCGGCUGUAGAAAAGGCCAGCUAAGUAAAGUGCCAUUAGUGCCCCCUUGUGACUUUAAGAGGUAUUACACUGAUUUAUCAGUAUUCCCCUUUAACGAUCCCUUUAACAGUGUUAACAGUAUUGACAGGACGCAGUUCAAAGCACGGACAUUCCUCGCUGUUGUUCAAGCUGUUGUUGUUUUCUACUGAGUGCGUUCAUAUACAAAACCACUCACUCACUCACCCACUCACUCAUAUUAAGUUACACUCCAAACUACUCUGUACUACUCUGCCAUACUCUCUGCUGCCUGUACUACAAUCAUCCACUCAACUAAAUUCAAGAACUGUAAAUGCUCUACAAGUCUGAAAUCAUUAAAGUGUACUUCGUCUCUGACCCGGACGACUUAUGUCUGCUCAAUUUCCACCAGCACCCACAAUAGUCUACCUCACAGUAAGUAUUGCACUAUUUAAAAAAUAAAAUAAAAAACUUACCUUAUA
Carassius auratus (goldfish) is the source of this 6923-nucleotide messenger RNA. RefSeq lists its product as uncharacterized. Lineage: Eukaryota; Metazoa; Chordata; Actinopteri; Cypriniformes; Cyprinidae. Gene Ontology annotation, biological process: DNA integration. Bases 3850 to 6360 code for a protein of 836 amino acids. The transcript is spliced from 2 exons. The record is from RefSeq and is a predicted model, not a curated record. Gene Ontology annotation, molecular function: nucleic acid binding.